Messenger RNA from Dinoponera quadriceps, 1876 nucleotides. RefSeq lists its product as uncharacterized. Gene Ontology annotation, molecular function: serine hydrolase activity. The record is from RefSeq and is a predicted model, not a curated record. Lineage: Eukaryota; Metazoa; Arthropoda; Insecta; Hymenoptera; Formicidae. The transcript has 7 exons. The coding region runs from base 439 to 1398 and encodes 319 amino acids.
CCACCAACUGAAAACGGCCGCCGAAGGCUUAUUUAUUCUUUGAUAAUAAGCGAUAUAAACACACCUGUUGAGAGAGAGAAAUUAUCUUUCAUCGCCGCUUGCGAUAACAAGGAGGUAGACAAUCUCAUUCUCGGAAGAACGGUCGGGAGGAGAGAACUCGAUUACGACCAGGCGAAACGGCGAGGAUGCACAUUGGCCGGCCAAGUGGAAUUUGAACUCUUCGGUAGACCGCAGCCACCCGGGGAGUAGGGCAUGAGAUAAUUACAUGAAAAAUAAUCGGUAGGCCAAUCCUGACAAGACGCUGAUUAUAUAGAGUCGGCGAGGCGGUCACGAAAGUGCAGACAGUCGAAGAAACGCACAGUGCUUGGCCGAGUCGCCCGUUGAGAGUGCCGAGUCGGUCUGCUGCAGAGACAGCGGUGAGAGUUCCUCCUCAUCGUCAUGAUGAUCGUCGCCAGGACUUUGCGCAAUGUUCUUGCGAAGAGUCAAAUUAAUUUGCAUACGCAAUCGCAGCUGUCCAAGCAUAAUCAAUACGUGGCUAUUGGAAGACUGGCACGCAUGCUGUCAUCUCAUCAUUUUUCCAAGAACAUCGAAUUCCUCACGCAAGACAAUCGCAUCGUACUGUCCAAGGGUGUCGUGCAGAAUGUCAAUGCAGCAAGCCACAAUCGCCCAUUGUUGAUUAUCCUUACUUGGCUGAUGUCGAAGCGACGGCACGUCAUGAAAUUCGUCAACCUGUAUAUGGAGCAAGGAUUCGAUGUAGCAUUGGUGUCUCUCACGCCCUGGCAACUUAUGUGGCCCACGAAGGGCUCCCGACUAGUUGCAGUGGAUCUGCUGUCUUUCCUAAAGCAGAAUGAAAGUUACCAACAGAUUCUGCUGCAUGGUUUUUCAGUGGGCGGUUACAUGUGGGGCGAGGUUUUGGAUAUAAUGCAAAGAGACAGAGAGAAAUACAAUGACAUCGCAGACAAGAUUAUCGGUCAGGUCUGGGACAGUAUAGUUGACGUCGGUCAAAUUCCGUUCGGCAUGCCUCGCGCUGUGUUCCCGAAGAAUAAGGUGCUACAGUCGAUGUUGCGAAAGUAUAUGGAAUACCACAUGAAAACGUUCUACAAGCAAUCGACGCAGUACUAUAUUCGGUCUAGUCAAUUAUUUCACUCGACCUUCCUGCGUGUGCCAUCGUUAUUAUUCAUAAGCAAAACCGAUCCUGUCGGUACGGCGACCAGCAAUCUGAAUCUACGGGAUAAUUGGGAAUCCUUGGGAAUUAAGACUUACGUAAAGAUAUUCGAGGAGUCGCCGCACGUCGCUCAUUUCUACACAUAUCCUAAGGAAUACGUCGCCGAACUUUACGCCUUCUUGCAAAAAUUGAAUUUGAUACAGAACGAAGAAAAGAUUAGGGCGCGCUUUUAGAAGACUUGAGGUUAGAUCUUUGUUUUUUUAUGAGCAAGCGUAUUAUAUAUUUUUAUACGAGGUUGCCAUCUUUUGGCAUUCUUUAAUAUACAGCACUUUACAAACGCUCGUAUAUAGGCAAACACAAUAGUAUGUUCAAGAGUAUAUGAGACACUUAAAUGUAAAAAUUAGUGAAUCAGGAGAGAAUUUGGAGAAAGAGAAAUGUUUUUUAAAAAAUGACAAAGAAUAAAUUAACUAUUGUAUUUUUGUAAUUUUCCAAAGAAACCAUGCAAGGAUCGAGUACAUUGUGAUAUUUAUGACAAUUUUUAAAUAUGUAUUGUGAUUAGUGCGGGAUUCGUACGUAUAAUUGAAUUCUUAUUUUCACUCUCCUUUUAUAGUGAGUUAAACAUUAGGAAAUAGAGUAACUAUUUAUUAACACGAUUUAUCUUUAGUUAUAUUGUAUAUUAACUUGAUAAAAAUAGACAUAUGUUGCAUGAUC